This is a messenger RNA of Aphanomyces invadans, 876 nucleotides long. RefSeq lists its product as hypothetical. The record is from RefSeq and is a predicted model, not a curated record. NCBI's taxonomy places the organism in Eukaryota, Oomycota, Saprolegniomycetes, Saprolegniales, Verrucalvaceae. Gene Ontology annotation, molecular function: zinc ion binding; carbonate dehydratase activity. The transcript has a single exon. The coding region runs from base 45 to 683 and encodes 212 amino acids.
AGCGACUUGAACCAGUCCACACUUCCCGAAUCAAGACCACCACAAUGUUGCCGCAGCAGUCCCCCAUCGACAUCAACCCGAAUGCUGCCAAGGAGAUCGUGAUGGACAAUGACGCUGGCCAAAUCCAUGUGUUGCUCGGUGCUGCUGGGGGCUGUAUCCAACACAGCGGGUCAAACUUCAAAGUCAACUGGACUGGUGACGGCAAGUCGGUCUUGAGGCUUCGCGACGGCCGCGAGUACCGUCCGAUUCAAUUCCACUUUCACACCCCCUCCGAACACACGCUGGAAGGCAAACGGUUCCCGUUUUGCAUGCACUUAGUGCAUCAAGCCGAAAACGGCGACCUCGCAGUGCUGGGCAUCUUCUUUGAAGAGGGUGACGAGAGCCCGUUCUUGGCCCAAUUCUGGAACUACCUUCCUGAAUUGGACCCACACGGCGAAGAUAUUAUGGUCAACAACAUCGACUUUGACAGCCUCAACAUCGCGGACGACAGCUUCUUCAGAUACACAGGAUCGCUCACGACGCCGCCGUUCACGGAAGGUGUCGAAUGGGUUAUUGUAAAGGACCCCCGCGCGGUGUCGAAGGAUCAAAUCAAGGCGUUUGUCGAUGCUAUCCCUAGCGAAUCCAACGCCCGCGAACUACAGCCCAUUCGUGGAGCAGCCGGCAAGCUGUUCUAUUGCUGCUAAGGUAUCAAUUCAAAUUUGUUUAUCCAACUUUUGCCAAGAGGCGAGUCGCCGUUGCCAAUGGACGCAGAGGUCAUGUUACACAUUUUCAGUGUUGUGCAAAUUACCUUAAAAGGAUUAAGCCCCCAUUUACCAAGCAAUUGCCCCUUUGGCAACAAUUUGAUGCUCCGAGGCAACUUUCACACAAAUACUCAAG